This is a messenger RNA of Syngnathoides biaculeatus (alligator pipefish), 735 nucleotides long. RefSeq names its product chromosome 4 C12orf43 homolog (gene c4h12orf43). NCBI's taxonomy places the organism in Eukaryota, Metazoa, Chordata, Actinopteri, Syngnathiformes, Syngnathidae. The coding region runs from base 47 to 685 and encodes 212 amino acids. The record is from RefSeq and is a predicted model, not a curated record. The transcript has 6 exons. Gene Ontology annotation, biological process: negative regulation of Wnt signaling pathway; Spemann organizer formation; Wnt signaling pathway.
ACAAUCCUCAGCUGCAACGAGGAAACAGAAAACUGCGUGUGUUGUCAUGGCGGCUAAUACAGCAAAGAUGUAUGGUACCGCGAAAGAUUCCAGCAGCAGUGAGGACGAAGAGCUGAAAAGAUGUCAAGAAGCGCUUUGGGAUCCACGACUAAGUGAAGCUAGUGGAAUUGGUAACACAAGCGAAUCAAAACGCCUUCAAGUUGUUAACCAUGAACAUGAUGGAAACAAGCUCCAGGUCACCCAGGGAUUUCAAACUCAUGUUGCCAAAAAGUUAGGACAAUUUCUUGACAGUUGCUUCACAGAAAUUCAGGCGGACAUUUCACUGUGUAAGAAUCCGUCAAAAUGUGAAGAUGAAGACGGGUUUCUCUUGUUCUCUACGUCACUCCCAAGACAGACAGCAGAUGAUCCCCCAGCUGCGGUACGACGCCAACAUCUUCCCAGCUCAAGUGACAGCGACAGUGAAAUGGAAAGGAGGCUGAAAGAGGCAGCUGUGCCGUUGAAAGAUCUCUUGCCAUCAUCGUCCCUUGUUUCCUCACCAACAGCAGCAGCACUUCCCCACUUGGAAAAGAAAAAAAAAAAAUCAUCUGAUACUGAAGCUGUGACCACGCAGGUUCAAAGGGGAAACUCCACAAAGUCAAACGGAAAACGAAAGUGUCAGAAAAUGACUAAUGGGACUAAAAUGUAAAGGGUUCUUUGUACAUUGUCUAAAGCAUUAAAAGAUUGGACGAAAACACA